UAUCGUGCAUCUGACGCCACAGACUGUUCAGGAGCUCACUGAUGCCCUGAUCCAGGUCUGGGAGGAGAUCCCCCAGGACAUUAUCUGCCGACUCAUCAGGAGCAUGCCCGGACGUUGUCAGGAGUGCGUACAGGCAGGCAGGGGCCAUACACAACACAGAGUCACAUUAUGAGUUGGAUCAGCCUGUGAUUUUAAUCUUUGGUAUGAUUUUCAAUGAUUUGAUUUUGGGUUCCACUGACCGUUGUUACGUCAUUUUGUUCUCAACAAAUUACACAAUGUACAUCAAUAAAGACUGUCAACUUGAAUAAUUAAUUCAUCAAGAUCUGAUGUGUGAUUCAAGUGCUCCCUUAAUUUUUUUGAGCAGUGUAGUUAAUGAUAAAUGUCUCGGGAGUGUGUCUGUCUUUAGCCCCCUUAACUCUCCCUGUAACAGUUUGUGCUCUGUACACACUUCCCCUCCCUCUUCCUCUGUGUCUGAAUGCCACAGGCCUCUCACCCCUCAGUCCAGAUUUAGACCUCAGUCUCUCCCGGACAUUCAGACCCAGCUGACUGUAGCCGGCUGGUGGUGCACAGGUUCUCUUGUAUUCCUCAGUCUUUUGUUUCCAUUACUUCCUCUCCUUCCUGCCCUUCUUCACUGUGCCUGGACUGAUCUGACAUGGUAGCAGCGCCUGCCAGAUGUCUGAGCCGGACAGCGGGACGAGGGUUGUAGUCCAGGGUUUCGCCAAUCGGUGUGGUUCCACAGAGGCGGACCUCCUGCUCCUCUUCCCCAACCAUGGAGCCUCUUGCAGAGACUCUCUUUGAUAACAGCCAACAUGAACAGCCACCCUCUGUAAUGACCUGUGAUUAACCAAAGUGUCCUGUCACAGGCUAAAUCUUCUAAAGCCUGCAAACAGAGCCAAGAGGAGGUGCAGAAGGUUCCAUUAUUUGAGCUGGACCAUGAGGAGGAUGAGGAAGAGGGUGGCCUCUCAAUGAAGAGCAGAGGUGGCUGUACAUAUGCAACACAUGGCCUUGCGACCCCUGCAGGCACAGACCCUGACGCCUUCAUAUACAUGAACUUCAUGAAGAGUCACUGCUGCUACGACGCCAUCCCCACCAGCUCCAAACUGGUCAUUUUUGACACAACACUACAGGUGAAGAAGGCUUUCUUUGCUCUGGUGGCUAACGGUGUGAGGGCAGCGCCACUGUGGGACAACAAGCUGAAGUGUUUUGUGGGUAUGCUGACCAUCACUGACUUCAUCAACAUUCUCCAUCGCUAUUACAAGUCUCCUCUGGUUCAGAUCUAUGAGCUGGAAGAACACAAGAUAGAGACAUGGAGAGAGAUCUAUCUACACUCUGUUAACAGACUGAUCAGCAUCACUCCUGACUGCAGUCUGUUUGAUGCCAUCUACUCCUUGUUGAAGAAUAAGAUACACCGACUGCCAGUCAUCGACCCGGCAACAGGAAAUGUUCUCCACAUUCUCACUCACAAACGCAUUCUGAAGUUUCUCCACAUCUUUGGAUCUACGAUUCCUAAACCCAGGUUUCUUCAGAGGCGGAUCAAUGAAGUGGCAAUCGGUACCUUCAAAGAGAUCGCAACAGUCAAGGAAUCGGCCACUGUUUUCGAAGCUCUGAGCGUUUUUGUAGAGAGAAGAGUGUCCGCUCUGCCUGUAGUCAAUGAGCAAGGUAAAGUCGUGGCGCUGUACUCCAGAUUUGAUGUCAUUAACCUCGCAGCCCAGAAAAACUACAACAACCUGAAUAUGACGAUGCGGGAGGCCAUUACCUCCAGAGCCUGCUGGGUGGAGGGAGUCCUCAAGUGUUACCCUUACGAAACCCUGGAGACCAUCAUCGACCGCAUUGCAAGGGCUGAGGUUCAUCGUUUGGUGUUGGUUGACAGCCAAGAUGUGGUGAAAGGGAUUGUCUCACUAUCUGACCUUCUACAAGCCCUGGUUCUCACUCCUGCAGGUAUUUACGCGGGAUCGUACUGUCAAGAUGGAUGAAAACAAGAUGGAGAUUAAUCACGUAAAAGACUAUGGGGUGGCAAAGUAAAUGAGAGGUUAGCAGAGCGGGUGUGACGAAGAAGUCACCGUUUUCAGUCCCCGUCAGGAGACAAAUAUAGAAAAAAAAAGUGACAAUCGUUCUUACCAAUAAAAUGGACGCCAGAAAAGACUGUGGUUGUGCUGGGAAGCUGCCAGUGUUGAACUAUAUCACAGGUGUGGCUGGAAAACAGCACUCAACUAAUGAUACACAUCCAGAGACUUCUGAACUGACUCUGACUAAAGAAUAACUUGGUGGUUAUUUUGGGAGUUCUGGUUUGUUGAUUCGACAUUAUUAAAAAAAAAAAAGGUUGGGGAUGGAAUGUUUAAUGGUUUGUAGGAUAUUAUAUUUAAUGGUUUUUACUUGACUUUCUGGUCUUAGUAUGAUUGCAAAUUCAUUCAUACAUUGAAAAUAUUGGAUUUACAUUUUUGUAAAUGUACUUGUGCUCCAAUCACUGUG
This is a messenger RNA of Epinephelus moara (kelp grouper), 2469 nucleotides long. It is a transcript of the gene prkag3b, whose product is annotated as protein kinase, AMP-activated, gamma 3b non-catalytic subunit. The record is from RefSeq and is a predicted model, not a curated record. Bases 966 to 1973 code for a protein of 335 amino acids. The transcript is spliced from 14 exons. NCBI's taxonomy places the organism in Eukaryota, Metazoa, Chordata, Actinopteri, Perciformes, Serranidae.